AAAAGUCUAACCUCACAUUUUCACGUGUUUUUAUUUACGUUUACUAGGUUUCCGGACAGUUUUAUACAUUUUAUUUAAAUUAAAAGUGUUUGGUGUUUUAUAUUCAAUAUAGAUUUGUUUUUAAAUCUAUAUUAUACUAAUUACUAGUUUAUAAUAGAAGUUAAUUGAGUUUUUAAUAAAAGAAGUGAACCCUAAGCAUCCAAGUACCUAGCCAACAUGGUCAGGAAGAAAAUAGAUAACCGUAUCAGGGUUUUAAUCGAAAAUGGAGUUAAAUUGGGGCACAGGACUUUAUUUGUGAUCGUUGGAGAUAAAAGUAGGGACCAAGUGGUCAUUUUGCAUCACAUGCUUUCGAAAGCAGAAGUUAAAGCCCGGCCAUCUGUUCUAUGGUGCUAUAAAAAGGAGCUUGGCUUCAGCAGCAACCAAAAGAAGCGCAUGAAGCAACUGCAUCAUAAAAUAAAAGCUGGAAAAUUAAGCAUCAAUGAGGAUGAUCCUUUUGAACUCUUUCUUUCCUCAACAAAAAUCAGAUAUUGUUAUUAUUCAGAAACUCAUAAGAUUUUGGGUAAUACUUAUGGAAUGUGUGUUCUUCAAGACUUUGAGGCUUUAACUCCCAAUUUGCUUGCCAGAACUAUUGAGACAGUAGAAGGGGGUGGCUUAGUAGUUUUGUUACUAAGAUCUCUUGAUUCUUUAAAGCAGCUUUAUACAAUUAACAUGGAUGUGCAUCAGAGGUUUAGAACAGAAGCUCACCAAGAUGUAGUACCCAGAUUUAAUGAAAGAUUUUUAUUGUCAUUAGCUUCUUGUAAAAGGUGUUUAGUUGUCGAUGACCAACUUGCAGUUCUUCCAGUGUCAUCUCAUAAUCUUCAUGUUACACCUGUAGAACCAUCUCAGGAUAUUAAUGAAAAUGAAAUGGAACUAAAUGAACUAAAAGAACAACUAAGAGAUACCCAACCAGUGGGAAACUUAGUAAAUUGUUGCAGAACUGUAGAUCAAGCCAAAGCAUUAUUGAAGUUUAUUGAGGGUAUUUCAGAAAAAACCUUAAGAUCCACAGUGUCUUUAACUGCCUCCAGAGGUCGUGGUAAGUCUGCUGCAUUGGGCUUAGCAGUUUCUGCUGCUGUUGCUUUUGGCUAUUCUAAUAUAUUUGUCACCAGUCCCAGUCCGGAAAACUUAAAUACUUUUUUUGAGUUUGUCUUUAAGGGUUUUGACGCUUUGGAAUACCAAGAACAUAUUGACUAUGGCUUAGUUCAAAGUACAAAUCCGGAAUUUAAUAAAGCCAUUGUAAGGGUGAAUAUUUUCAGGGACCACAGGCAAACAAUUCAGUAUAUUCACCCAACAGAUGCUCACAAGCUUUCCCAGGCUGAGCUAUUGGUUAUUGAUGAGGCUGCGGCGAUUCCUUUACCAUAUGUAAAAGCUAUGCUUGGGCCGUAUUUAGUAUUUUUAGCAUCUACUAUUAAUGGUUAUGAAGGGACUGGCCGGAGUUUAUCUUUAAAACUUUUGCAGCAGCUAAGAGUGCAAACAGUACCUGUAGGUUCUAACUCAAACGCAGCAAACAGAAAAGAUUCUGCCGCAGCAACUGGUAGAACUUUACACGAAGUAACGCUAAAUGAAUCUAUUCGUUACAAACCAGGAGAUGAGGUCGAAAGUUGGCUUAUUAAACUUCUAUGCCUGGAUUCUACAUCUGUAGCUCCUAUACAGUCUGGUUGCCCGGCGCCAGAGCAUUGUGACCUAUAUUAUAUCAACCGAGAUACGCUAUUUUGCUACCACAAGGCUUCUGAAGAGUUUUUGCAGAGAUUGGUCGCCUUGUAUGUGGCGUCCCAUUACAAAAAUAGCCCCAACGAUUUGCAAAUGAUGUCUGAUGCCCCCGCACAUCAUCUAUUUUGUUUGCUAGGACCGGUGGAUCCUAAUAGAAAGACUUUGCCAGAAGUUUUGGUUUUUAUUCAGGUUUGUCUGGAAGGAGAAAUAUCCAAAUCUACAGUUGCCGAAGGCUUCUCUAGAGGAAAACGGGCCUCCGGCGACCUUAUCCCUUGGACCAUCGGGCAGCAGUACCAGGAUCCAGACUUUUGUAAACUGGCAGGCGCGAGGAUCGUACGAAUAGCCACGCAUCCGGACUACCAAGGGAUGGGAUACGGAGCAAGGGCGUUGCAACUGUUAAAGCAAUAUUACGAAAUGAAAAUUCCUAGUUUAGAUGAAGACGGAUCGACACAGGAGGAGAUUGAUACUAUUAGCGAAGAGACUGUAGGUCUUCUCGAGGAGAUAAUCGAACCAAGGAAAUCUCUACCACCACUCCUUCAAAAACUUAGCGAACGAACACCGGAAAAACUAGACUACCUUGGAGUAUCUUACGGAUUAACUGAGCAACUGUUGAAAUUUUGGAAACGGGCCAACUUUGUACCUGUCUACCUUAGGCAGACCACUAACGACCUUACCGGAGAACAUUCCUGCAUAAUGCUUAACGUUUUAAAUACCGAAGAAAGACCCGAAAGUUUGACAUGGCUAACCGCAUAUUGGGCAGAUUUUAGACGGAGGUUCAUUAACUUGCUAGCGUACCAGUUUAAAACAUUUUCACCUAGUUUGGCGUUAGGGGUUUUAACGAAUAAAUCAGUUAAGUUGGAAAGUCGGGACUUGACUAAGCAAGAGUUGGAUAUACACAUUACAAGAUACGAUUUAAAGCGGCUGGAAAUGUACAGCAAAAAUUUGGUGGAUUAUCAUCUUAUUAUGGACCUGUUACCCAUUUUGGCUAGAUUGUUUUUCCUCAAUCAAAUGGGCGAUACACAAAUAUCCGCGGUACAAUCGACAAUAAUGUUGGCUCUAGGAUUACAGCACAAAACAGUCGACGAACUGUCUGCAGAUUUAGAGUUGCCGUCAUCUCAACUACUCGGAUUAUUCAAUCGGACUAUGAGAAGAUUUGAACAGUACCUAAACAGCAUCCUAGAAAAAGAUAUAGAAACAUCAUUACAACCACAAAAGGAUGUCAACCUUACACCAGUCGCUAAAAGCAUGCAAGAGGAGCUCGAAGAAGCUGCCAAGGAACUUCAAAAGAAGCAAAAGAAAGAAUUGGAAAAAUUAAAAAAGGAAAAUCUUGAGCAAUAUGUUAUUAAGGGUUCAGAAGAGGAAUGGGGUAAAGCGUUAACAGGAAAGAAGAAGAAAAGCCUUGUCACAGUGAAGAGCGGCGAAAAACGGAUACACGAUAGCAACAACAAAGAAAUAAUAGGACUGGAGGAGACCCCUUCAAAAAAGAAAAAGACUAAGAAUAAGAAGAAACAUAGCAUUUAGUUAAGAAACACAUCAUUAUUGUUAUUACAAUAUGUUUUAGGUGUACAUUAAAGAUACAUUUUCUUUAUUUUAUUGUUGCCUUAAAGUAAUAUAACUUUAAAUAAUUAAA
Messenger RNA from Anthonomus grandis grandis, 3376 nucleotides. RefSeq names its product RNA cytidine acetyltransferase. Bases 217 to 3267 code for a protein of 1016 amino acids. The record is from RefSeq and is a predicted model, not a curated record. NCBI's taxonomy places the organism in Eukaryota, Metazoa, Arthropoda, Insecta, Coleoptera, Curculionidae. Gene Ontology annotation, biological process: rRNA acetylation involved in maturation of SSU-rRNA. Gene Ontology annotation, molecular function: ATP binding; 18S rRNA cytidine N-acetyltransferase activity; tRNA binding. Gene Ontology annotation, cellular component: 90S preribosome; nucleolus. The transcript is spliced from 14 exons.